CCGGUCCUGGAGGCCGGCAGCAGGCGCUGGGGCCCGCUGCUCCUCGCUGUCUUCCUGGUGGCGUCCCGAGGUCUGGUGGCAGCCUUCAAGAUUGCCACGCCGUAUUCCCUGUAUGUGUGUCCUGAGGGGCAGAACGUCACCCUCACCUGCAGGCUCUUGGGUCCCGUGGACAAAGGGCAUGACGUGACCUUCUACAAGACAUGGUACCGCAGCUCGCGGGGUGAGGUGCAGAGCUGCUCGGAGCGCCGGCCCAUCCGCAAUGUCACAUUCCAGAACCUUCACCUGCACCAUGGAGGUCACCAGGUCGCCAACACCAGCCAGGACAUGGCCCAGCGCCACGGGCUGGAGGCGACCUCUGACCACCAUGGUAACUUCUCCAUCACCGUGCGCAACCUGACCCUGCUGGACAGUGGCCUCUAUUGCUGCCUGGUGGUGGAGAUCAGGCACCACCACUCGGAGCACAGGGUCCACGGGGCCAUGGAGCUGCAGGUGCAGGCAGGUGAAGAUGCACCGCCCAAAUGCACUGCGUACCCACCCUCCCCUCAUGAGAGUGAAAACAUCACAGCUGCAGCCCUGGCUACGGGCGCCUGCAUCGUAGGAAUCCUCUGCCUCCCACUUAUCCUGCUGCUGGUCUACAAGCAAAGGCAGGCCGUAUCCAACCGCCGUGCCCAGGAGCUGGUGCGGAUGGACAGCAACACUCAAGGGAUCGAAAACCCUGGCUUCGAGGCCUCACCACCCACCCAGGGGAUACCCGAGGCCAAGCCCAGGCCCCCACUGUCCUAUGUGGCCCAGCGGCAGCCUUCUGAGUCUGGGCGGCACCUGCUCUCCGAGCCCAGCACUCCCCUGUCUCCUCCGGGCCCUGGGGAUGUCUUCUUCCCUUCACUGGACCCUGUCCCGGACUCCCCAAACUUUGAGGACAUCUAAACCAGCUAGGGGACAGUGGGAAGUUGUGGCUGGGUCUGGGGCAGGUGCAGCUAAGCUGGGGCUAGCCCUGUGAGUGGCCUCCCUGGCUCCUUCCCUCCUGCUCUGAGCCUAGAUUCUGCAAUACCGCUGAUGCCCGGGCCCUCAAUCCCCUGGAUGGCACACGGGGGAAGGGAGAGGAUAUGGGGUCACUCAGCCCCUGUCCCAAGGAUGUUGGGGUGCUUGAACCCCCCCCGAGACCUGCAAUUCACCAGCUACAGAUGCCAAAUGAUCUGCAUCCUAAGAAGUGCCAGAAUUUCCAGCUCUGCAGCCUCUCCCCCAGACGUGAGCCUUAGGACGUGGUGGCAUCAAUGGGACAAGAUGGGUACUGGGCAGACCACCCAGUGCCCCUCUCCCAGGCAUGAGACAUAGGACAAGCUGUGGAGAGACUUCUCUGCGGUUGACCCCGUCUUGCCUGAAGCUGCUCAUCUGUGAGACUUACUCUCUCUACUCACGGGGGCUCUGGGAUAGGUCUACCUAUUCCCAGCCACCAGAGCCUUCCCUAGCUGCCUCUGACCAGCAAUUUCUCUGAGGAUCUGUCAACAGGUCAAGCCAAUCUGGGACUCCCACUGCCUGCAUUCUGGCCCCCAGAGCUCAGUGACCCCAAAACAGGAAGUCCGUAUUGGGGCCCGGUGGCCACCGUGAGCCAACUGGUGUCUUGGGCAAUCUGAGGCCAGGCCAGAGGUUGCACCACCCACCGCAGAUGGCUAUGAGGGGUGGGUGGGGCCUGCUGGGAAGGUGAGUGGAGAGGGGCUCCCCUCCCCUCCACCCUCCCCAUCCCCUACUCCCACUGCUCAGCAUGGGUCAUGGCAAGGGUGCCAUGGAAUGUCUUGUCCACACUGAGAUGCUGCUGAGUGUGAAAGGGGCGUGCUAUUAAAAACUAUGGGGGCAACAGGUGCAAGCCCUGUGGAUCCAUUGUCAGAGCCAGG
Carlito syrichta (Philippine tarsier) is the source of this 1889-nucleotide messenger RNA. It is a transcript of the gene VSIR, whose product is annotated as V-set immunoregulatory receptor. The record is from RefSeq and is a predicted model, not a curated record. The transcript has 7 exons. NCBI's taxonomy places the organism in Eukaryota, Metazoa, Chordata, Mammalia, Primates, Tarsiidae. The annotation marks the transcript as partial. Gene Ontology annotation, biological process: negative regulation of CD4-positive, alpha-beta T cell proliferation; positive regulation of regulatory T cell differentiation; regulation of immune response. Gene Ontology annotation, cellular component: plasma membrane.